Molecule: messenger RNA, 956 nt
Organism: Anopheles gambiae (African malaria mosquito)
Lineage: Eukaryota; Metazoa; Arthropoda; Insecta; Diptera; Culicidae
Product: mitochondrial inner membrane protease subunit 2
Exons: 2
Coding region: 264-833 (189 amino acids)
Biological process (GO): mitochondrial respiratory chain complex assembly
Cellular component (GO): mitochondrial inner membrane peptidase complex; membrane
Molecular function (GO): serine-type endopeptidase activity
Source: RefSeq, a predicted model, not a curated record
GUCGGCAAACGUCAAUGAGAUUGUCAGCAAAUUUUCAAAACAAUUGUCCCACAAUCUAGCCAUCGGCUUUCGGGGUUUUGUAAGCAAAGUUUGUGUAGUUUUUAACCCAAAAUUUCGUCAUCCGGCAAGACCCGGACACACAGCAAACACGAUGCAGCAAUGACUAACCGUUAGACACUUGCACCGAGGCUGACAAACACAAUACACACCACUAGUCCACCUAGGGGAGCAGGACACAGAGCUGAAGGCACAGCGAUCUCAUAAUGCGGUUCCCAACCUUCCUCAAAUCGCUGCUGCUCGGUGUCCCGGUCGGGGUCACCCUGCUCGACUGUGUUGGGUAUGUGGCACGGGUCGAAGGUGUUUCGAUGCAGCCGGCCCUGAAUCCGGAUGCCACCGUCACGGAUUAUGUGUUCCUGUCACGCUGGGCCGUGCGCAACAUGGACGUGCAGCGCGGGGACAUCAUCUCGCUCAUCUCACCGAAGGAUCCGACCCAGAAGAUUAUCAAACGCGUCGUCGCACUGCAGGGAGAUGUGAUCUCCACCCUAGGCUAUAAGCUACCGUACGUGACGGUCCCGGAAGGACAUUGCUGGGUUGAAGGGGAUCAUACAGGUAAUUCACUAGAUAGCAAUACUUUCGGUCCCGUCUCACUAGGACUGGUAACUGCCCGGGCAACACAGAUCGUUUGGCCACCAUCCCGCUGGCAACAGUUGCCCUCGACCGUACCAAAGACGAGAGAGCCGAUUGCGAUGGGCAAACGGCCGGCUGCAGUAGCCAGCAGUAGAUCCGUUAGCAAUAGCAGCAGCAGUAGCAAUCCAAUAGGAGAAGUGCAUUGACUGAAUUAAUAGAAGAAUGUGUUCGCUUUUUUUAAAGGAGGAAUUCUGAACUUUAGAUCAGCCAAGUUUGGGCUCUUCCGAAAGCUAUUUUGUUAAAUAUAUUUUGCAAUUUUUCCCCUGUAA